Metarhizium brunneum ARSEF 3297 is the source of this 867-nucleotide messenger RNA. RefSeq lists its product as uncharacterized. The record is from RefSeq and is a predicted model, not a curated record. NCBI's taxonomy places the organism in Eukaryota, Fungi, Ascomycota, Sordariomycetes, Hypocreales, Clavicipitaceae.
AUGGGCGCAAAAUCGGGCCUGGCCCUCAAGUUCCUGCAGUGGUUCAUCCGCGGCAUCCAGUUCCUCUGCGCGGCCCUGAUCCUCGGAAUCUACGCCUACUUCCUGGCGGCGCUGCACAACCACAACCUCCCCAUCGAGACGUCGGUCCGCGCCGUGACGGGCAUCUCGGGCGCCGCGGCCCUCUACACGCUCCUCGGCCUCCUGCUGCUCUGCUGCGUCGCCGGCUUCGCAUUCACCUCCUUCGUCGCCAUCGUCCUCGACUUCUGCUUCAUCGGCUGCUUCGUCUACGUGGCCGUCGUGAACAAGCACGGCGCCGGCAGCUGCUCCGGCUACGUCGACACGCCCUUUGGCCAGGGGCAGUCCGACGCCACGGCCCCAGGCAUCACGGACGGCUUCACCGCCCUGCCCAGCUUCCACACCGCGUGCCGCCUGCAAACCGCCAGCAUGGCCGUUGCCAUCAUCGCAAUCAUCUUCUUCAUCUUCUCCAUGCUCAUGGAGGUGGCCCUGGUCCGCCACCACCGCAAGGAGAAGCGCUUCGGCCCCUCCCCCGGCAACAACUACACCUCGGGCUACGCGAGGCGCGGCUUCUUCAGCCGCUUCCGCCGGGACAAGGAUGCCGCGCCGCUGGACGAGGCGAGCCGCCUGCCGGAGCACACGCUCCCGGAUCAGCUGGACCACACGCGCCAGAGCUACGGCACCGAGAACACGGCCGUGAACCACGACGGCCCUGCUGAUUACUACAAGCAGGAGGGCGGCUACGGGCUCCAGACGCACGGCACGACGGGGGGCUGGCACACGGCGCCGCAGACGAGUGGCGCGCCGGCCAGGAACUACAAGUAUGAGGAUGGCAUUUACGAGCGUGCUUGA